This is a messenger RNA of Neodiprion fabricii, 4601 nucleotides long. RefSeq names its product elongation factor-like GTPase 1. Gene Ontology annotation, molecular function: translation elongation factor activity; GTP binding; ribosome binding. Lineage: Eukaryota; Metazoa; Arthropoda; Insecta; Hymenoptera; Diprionidae. The coding region runs from base 679 to 3816 and encodes 1045 amino acids. The record is from RefSeq and is a predicted model, not a curated record. Gene Ontology annotation, cellular component: cytosol; ribonucleoprotein complex. The transcript is spliced from 5 exons. Gene Ontology annotation, biological process: cytosolic ribosome assembly.
AGUGAUUCAAGGUUUAUCUGCAGACGGAGUAUCAUGGCCGGCGUCGCACGGUGAAAUUCGAGGCGCAGUUAAAUUACGUCGCGAUUCGGUUUAACCAGCGAGUGAUUUUCCGGGUUUUCGGUGUUAUCAUAUCCGCGAAAUCUGAGCCGUCGAUCUCUCACAAGCCCGAGUCUAUUUUCGAUGCAAAAAAGGUGAAUAAUAUAGGUUGAUCGAACCUAACCUCGACAGAUUUGAACCUUCGUACAAGUGUCAGUCCCGUUUUCGUGUGCUCCUAAAUCGGAUAUUCGAUAUUUCGGCAAGAAAACAAGUGUCAGAGUGAGGAAAAAGUGUUUUGGAAUGAACGAAGCGUGAAUCGGCCAACAUCUUCGCGUCAAAGUUGCCGCUUCUAACCUCACAGUUCGCGAUGAUUUUCUCGCAACGUGCUAGCGCCCCGAGUGACGAUUUUUAUUAUUUUGGCUAUACGACGGUAGCUACGAAUAACAACAGGAACUCUACUUUGAUAUUUUGAUCGAACAGUAGCCGGGUAAUUCACCGCUUGUGUUCCGUAGCUUUCUAACCUAAGCCUGAUCUAAUUUUACAUCUCCCAAUCCUUUACCCAAUUAAAUUAAUUCCAGACCCAACCUAACCUUAGUUGGCCUACGUUAAUCAAAACCUAGGGUCACAAAUUAUAGUAUAAAAAUGAGGCUCGUCAGUUCUGAGAAGCUUUCCAUGCUGCAGCGCGACCCUGACAAUGUCCGCAACAUCUGCAUCCUGGCACAUGUCGACCAUGGCAAAACAACGCUGGCUGACUCUCUUGUAGCAAGUAAUGGAAUCAUAUCUGGUAAGCUUGCCGGCAAGCUGCGAUACCUUGACAGCAGAACGGACGAGCAGCAACGUGGCAUAACUAUGAAGUCGAGCUCUAUCGCUCUCUACCACACUCAAAACGGACGUGAGUUCAUUGUUAAUUUAAUAGACUCCCCCGGUCAUGUAGAUUUCGCCUCUGAAGUAUCGACUGCGGUGAGGCUCUGCGACGGGGCGAUAGUGGUGGUCGACGUGAUCGAGGGCGUCUGUCCGCAGACCCGCAGCGCCCUUUCGAUAGCCUACAUCGAAGGGUUGAAGCCCAUUCUAGUCUUUAACAAGAUAGACAGGUUGAUAACGGAAGUGAAAUUGACGCCUCUAGAUGCCUACGUUCACCUGAUGCAGGUAUUGGAGCAGGUGAACGCGGUCAUGGGCGAACUGUUUGCAAGCGAUGUGAUGGAGCGCGAGGAAAAGGAGGAGGCUGCUAGCAGUGAGAGCCGUAACCUGAACGAGAGAGACCUGGCUGAUUGGCAGUCAGCAUUAGAGGAUGCGGACGAUUCUAAUUUGUACUUUUCACCGGAACGUGGAAAUGUUUUAUUUGCCAGUGCCGUUGACCGCUGGGGAUUUGGUCUAAAGGAGUUUGCCAAAAUGUUUUCUGAGAAGCUGGGAUUCAGUAAGAACGUACUGCUCAAGACACUGUGGGGGGACUUUUACAUAAACAGUAAGACCAAGCGGAUAAUGAAGGGUGCUCAAGAGAAAGCUAAGAAGCCGCUUUUCGUUCAACUCAUCCUAGAGAAUAUUUGGGCACUGUAUGACACCGUCGUCGUCCGCAAAGACAAGGACAAAAUAACAUCCAUGGUCGAUAAGCUCCAAAUAAAACUCACCACUCGGGACCUUAGGCACACCGACUCCAAGGCUCAGCUACAGGCGAUUUGUUCGCAGUGGCUACCACUGGCGGAAGCCUGCCUCGAUAUCACCUGCGCUAAUGUUCCCUCACCCAAGAAUCUCACUAACGAAAAGAUUGAACGACUCAUGAGUGGGAAUACCGACUUCUCUGCGCUUCCGCAGGAGACGCAGUUGCUGAAGGAUGCUUUCCUGGCUUGCGACAGCUCACCGAACGCGCCUGUGAUAGUGUUUAUAUCGAAGAUGUUUCCAGUAGACAGAAAAACCCUGCCUGAAAACAAGUCCAAGCCUCUGACGCAGGAGGAGCUCGCUCAGAGGCGGGAAAUCGCCAGACAGCGACACGCCGCUCAACUGGAGCAGCAAAAGUCAGGAAUCACUGCGGUAACGGAAAAGACAGAGGCUUUGGACUUGGACAACAUUCAAAAGCCAGUGGAGGAAAUAUCUGAAGAUGCUUUGGUUGCUUUUGCCAGAGUUUAUUCAGGAACGCUGAGUGAAGGUAGCGAGGUUUUCGUCCUUGGGCCGAAACACAAUCCUGCAUUGGCUCUGGAGCGCCUCAAGAGUGGAGAGGAAGUCGACGAGAGCACGGUGUUGAAAGACCUCAAGCCUGGCCGGCAUGCGACCAAGGCAAAGAUUGAUCGGCUGUACCUCUUGAUGGGACGAGAAUUGGAGCCAUUGGAGAGUGUGACAGCCGGUAACGUGGUGGGAAUCGGAAAUUUGGAGGACCAUGUCCUGAAGACGGCAACUCUGUCCUCCACGAUAGCUUGUCCCUCUUUUGCUGAGCUGACGUCAUUGACGGAUCCGAUUCUGAGGGUGGCACUGGAGCCGAAGCACCCGAAUGACCUCCAGAAGCUGAUGAAGGGCCUGAAGCUGCUAAACCAAGCAGAUGCCUGCGCUAUUGUUCACAUUCAGGAGACCGGCGAGAUAGUUUUAAACACAGCGGGCGAAGUCCACCUUGAAAGAUGUCUCGAGGAUCUUAAACUGCGCUAUGCCAAAGUCGAGGUGAACGUUUCGGAGCCGAUAGUUCCGCUUAGGGAAACCGUUGUCCCUCCGCCCAAGGUCGACAUGACCAACGAGGUGAUAGAAAAGAAAGAGCAGGAGAGCAGUCUCGAGUCUUGGACCGCUAACAGGCAAUGCAGCUUCGAAAUUGACGCGAGGCCACUUCCGGAUGAGGUGACUAAGACGUUGGAGAAAUACGUCGACCUCAUCAAGCUGCUGGAUCGGCAUGUCGAGAGGCUUGGCAAGGAGGUCGAGGAUGUUAACACGUCUACCGAAUCCUUGGUUCUUCCAGAACGAACCCAGAAAGCCGUCGAUUCUUUCAAGGCUGAGCUUAAACUCGCAUUUCAAGAGGGUGAAGAGGAACUGGACCUCAGAAAGAUUUGGUGCUUUGGACCGAAGAAAUGUGGGCCAAAUAUGCUUGUCAAUGAAACCAGUUAUGAGAGGAAGCCAUUCUGGGAACGACAGGCUAAAUCUAAUGAUCCUAGAGCUGCGUACGACAGCAGCAUCGUAAACGGCUUUCAACUUGCCACGCUGGCUGGGCCGCUUUGCGAAGAACCAAUGAUGGGCGUAUGCUUUGUGCUUAAAAAAUGGGAGCUCCACGACACCGCGUCUGGCGACGGAGGAAGUCAAAGUCAAGGUCACUUGGGAGGUCAGCUUAUGUCAGCCUGCAAGGAAGCCUGUAGACGAGCACUCAGCCUGCGCAGACCUCGACUAGUUACCCCGAUGUAUUCUUGCAGUGUCCUGGUCAACUCGGACGUUCUCGGCAAGCUGUACGCAGUUUUUGGACGAAGGCAGGGACGAGUUGUGGCUGCGGAUAGUGUCUCAGGUUUUGGUGGUCAGUUUCGCGUUCUAGCCACGUUACCCGUACCCGAGAGCUUUCAUCUAGCUCGAGAGCUCCGAACACAGACUUCCGGCCUCGCCAGUCCGCAGCUGGUUUUCAGUCAUUGGGAGGUGAUCGAGCAAGAUCCGUACUGGGUGCCGUCGACGGAAGAGGAGUACCUCCACUUUGGCGAGAAACCAGACAGCGGUAACCGAGCGAAGCGGUACAUGGACCUCGUCCGACGUAGGAAAGGACUUCCGGUCGACUCCCAGCUAGUUACACACGGCGAGAAGCAGCGGACUCUUUCGAAGAAUAAAUAAUAUACCCUUUCUUGAACGUACCGUUCUUCGCCAGGAUUUCCUACUCCCUUAUUUAUGUAUAUGUGUUAUAUACAGAAAUACACAAGCUGCUCACUUCUCGACGGUGGCGUCGACCGAUGGCUUCUUCACUUUGUAUAAAACACACUGAUCCCAGCUCCCAUCAAUAUGUAUACAAACCAUUUUCCAUUAUUCAGAUCCUUUUGUGGAUCUUCAGCGCGUAAUAGGUACACCCGAAGCCUCAGCUUCGGUCGUAAAAGCUCCGCUCGACCCCUGAUCGUUCCGUUCGGUUCCGCCCCCGGCAAGAAUUAUUCAUUUCUUUCGAAAUUCGUUAAAUUUAUGUUGCACAUGUAUACCAAUCCCGAUGAUUUAUCAUUUGGGUAAACUCGUAUAGACUGCUACGUAUAACUGCAGCAGACCUAAAAGAAGGUUUUAUUUGAUUUUCGUGGAGUAAAUUUUUCGGUGAAUUUUUACUUCUAAUUUUAUUUAACGGUCCUCGGUUGGGUAACCAUACAGCCACGUUUUACUUCUUACAUUUUAUUACAUUUUUCGUUCCCUGCUUUUCUAUUACGGACAAUCGCCGUUAUUUAGUCUUGUUUCAUUUUUGGUUUUCAUUUACAAUUUAUUUUUCCUUGAUUUUAUAGCGUCAAUAUGUUAAUGUUUAUGUAUAUAUCACUUGAAUACACAUAUAUGUACAUUAUUUAUCUAUGUACAUAAUCACGUUAUCUAUUACGCGUAUCUGACGCAGGUUGUUGCUGGAGUAUACAAAUUUGAUACGUGAAAACACA